Chionomys nivalis (European snow vole) is the source of this 992-nucleotide messenger RNA. RefSeq names its product SPRY domain containing 7 (gene Spryd7). The record is from RefSeq and is a predicted model, not a curated record. The transcript is spliced from 5 exons. NCBI's taxonomy places the organism in Eukaryota, Metazoa, Chordata, Mammalia, Rodentia, Cricetidae. Bases 152 to 742 code for a protein of 196 amino acids. Gene Ontology annotation, molecular function: protein binding.
CCCUGCCGGGCGGUCCUCGCUUCUUGGCCGGGGGCCUUGCCUCAACCUCGGCUUCGCCUCCCCGCCGAGGCGUAGCUGCGCGGGCUGCGAAGCUCCCGCGACCCAGAAACAGUCGGGCGCGGGCGGAGCGGCGGGGCUGUGUAGCUGCGCCAUGGCCGCGUCGGCGUGGUGCUGCCUGCGUUGCUGCAGGGACGGCGGGACCGGCCACAUUCCUCUCAAGGAGAUGCCGGCCGUACAGCUGGACACGCAGCACAUGGGAACAGAUGUUGUCAUUGUGAAAAAUGGAAGAAGAAUCUGUGGCACCGGAGGUUGUUUAGCCAGCGCACCUUUACAUCAGAACAAAAGCUACUUUGAGUUCAAAAUCCAGUCUACUGGAAUCUGGGGUAUAGGUGUUGCAACUCAGAAAGUGAACUUGAACCAGAUUCCUCUUGGCCGAGACAUGCAUAGUCUAGUGAUGAGAAACGAUGGAGCCCUGUACCACAACAACGAAGAAAAGAGCAGGCUGCCAGCCAACAGCCUUCCUCAGGAGGGCGAUGUAGUGGGUAUCACAUAUGACCAUGUAGAAUUAAAUGUGUAUUUGAAUGGGAAAAACACGCAUUGUCCAGCAUCAGGUAUACGAGGGACAGUGUAUCCAGUUGUGUAUGUUGAUGACAGUGCAAUUCUGGAUUGCCAGUUCAGUGAAUUUUAUCAUACUCCUCCACCAGGUUUUGAAAAAAUAUUAUUUGAGCAGCAGAUCUUCUGAAUGUGUUUGUUUUCAAAACUGGCACUUCUGCACAACCACACAGCGCUUGCCACUUAAUAAAGCUUUCCCUGACCUAGAGAGGGGAACUCAUCCUGAAAAUCGCUCCUUCUUACUGUUGUCUGAGGAACCCGUGUCUUCAUUAUACCAUGCUGAAGUUUGAUUUGCAAUAUCUAGGCAUUGUGAAAUCAACAUUUGGGGCCACUUAUUUAAUCUUAUUUAAACUAAUAAACCAUGGGUUUGGUUAACAGUA